UCAAUAAGUAUAAAAGAAACGCAACCUUUAUUAUAUAUAUAUAUAGAAAAUCGAAAGCAAAAGAGAAACAAAGGGAUAUAUUAAAAAUGGACACAAAAAUACAACCAAUAGUUGAUCGCAUUUAUGAAGACUUUGAACCAUAUUAUGAAUGGGAUAAAGAUGAAGGGUGUUUCACUUUUAUGCUACCAGGAUUUAGAAGGGACCAUCUGAAGGUUCAAGUGACAUCAAAACCAGCCCUAAAGCUGAAGGGCGAACGACAAAUCAGCCCGAACCGAUGGCGCCGUUUCGACCUGGAAUUUCGCAUUCCUUCUGACUAUGACUUAGAAAAAGUGAGUGCCAAGUUUGAGUUUGAAGGUAGCAAGUUACAAGUAAAGUUUGCCAAACUGGAUAAUAAGCCUAAGGAAACAACAACAAACCCAGCAGAAGAAGCAGUUUCUUCAAGGCCCAAGGAAGAAGCAACAGAAAAGGUUCACCAGCAAAAUGCUGCACAAGAAGAAGUUGCCCCAAAAGCAAAAGAAGACAAGCCUCAAGCAAGGAAUGAUAGUGAAGCCUCUGAUCAAAAGAUACCACAUAAGGAGGAGAAGGAGCCAAGUGAUGAGAAGGUAAACAACAAAACAGAAGCAAGCUUUAAAAAGGUGGCUCAAGAGAAGGGCAAGGCUAACAAUGGCAUAACUGAAACCAAAAAUGCCAAGCCUAUAACAAGAUUCAAAACAAAGGUUUUGGAUUUCAAUCAGAGUUUAGGACCAUCAAACUGGGUUUACAACAAAGAAGAUAAAGACACGGGGAUUAACAAGCGGAAGAGAUUGGUGAACUGCAGUUUACUAACCUUAUUGGUAGUGGGAAUUGGGCUUUGUGCUAAAACUGCAUUCUCAUCAUCUCGUGGAGGAUCAAAAUUCCAAGAGAAGUGA
Arachis stenosperma is the source of this 908-nucleotide messenger RNA. RefSeq lists its product as uncharacterized. The transcript is spliced from 2 exons. The record is from RefSeq and is a predicted model, not a curated record. The coding region runs from base 87 to 908 and encodes 273 amino acids. Lineage: Eukaryota; Viridiplantae; Streptophyta; Magnoliopsida; Fabales; Fabaceae.